Messenger RNA from Marasmius oreades (fairy-ring Marasmius), 949 nucleotides. RefSeq lists its product as uncharacterized. The record is from RefSeq and is a predicted model, not a curated record. Bases 78 to 671 code for a protein of 197 amino acids. The transcript has 4 exons. NCBI's taxonomy places the organism in Eukaryota, Fungi, Basidiomycota, Agaricomycetes, Agaricales, Marasmiaceae.
GUUGCCUCCCUCUUUCAACGUUUCAACGUCUCUCCACUGCUCGUUACUCGUCCUCGUUCCCUUGUCAAGCUUGUAAAAUGUUCUCAAAAGCUGGUGUUUUCGCGCUCGUCGCUGCUCUCAGCGUCAACAUCCAUGCGCUCACUCUCAACACUCCCAGCGAUGUUCGCUCUGGACAAAACGUCACUCUUUCUUGGACAACCUCCAGUGGCGACCAACCAUUCACGGUGUACCUCAGACACCCGAGUUUCAACCAGGACUUUGCCGUGGCGAACAAUGUCGACCCCGCCGCAGGCUCCAUAACGUUUGGACUCCCACAAGUUAAUCCUAGAGAUAAUCAAUACACGUUCAGGGCUGCGAACAUCACCGACAUCAAUCAGACGUACAGUCAGACCUCGAAUUUCGCUGUUGGGGAUCCUGCUGGUACUAGUGCUAGUGGAUCUGGAGCUGGAGGUGCAACUGGUUCUGGCACUGCAACCUCCCCUCCUCCUACUGGAACCGGUACUAACAGCGGUUCUGGUACCGGAAGUGGAACCGCAACUGGCAGCGGCACGGGAACCGGUACAAGUGCUGGCUCGAGUACUACCAGCAACGCUCCCAAUAGUGCUGUCUCCGUAGGCGUCAGCGUGGGUGCCAUUGCACUUGCUGCGCUCGGUGCUGUUGGGAUGCUUUGAAGUAGUAUGGUUUAGAUGAUGGUGAUAUCUAUAGACAAUCGGACGACGUUCUUACCCCGUCUUCUUGCUAUACCCCCAGACUCUUUUCACCUAUAGCCCACUCACUGCCUUGCAAACUUUAUUGUGUUGUUUGUUAUUCUACCCGUCGAGCACGGACAUUGAUUGUUGUUGUCUUUUAGGUGUUAUUUUAGGUGGUUUUCUUGUAUGUAUGUAUUGUGGGACGUCCAACUUGCUUGUCAAUCCAACUCUAUCGUUGUGGCGCUCAGACGCCUUUUCGC